Messenger RNA from Bradysia coprophila, 2790 nucleotides. It is a transcript of the gene Awh, whose product is annotated as LIM/homeobox protein arrowhead. Gene Ontology annotation, molecular function: RNA polymerase II transcription regulatory region sequence-specific DNA binding; DNA-binding transcription factor activity, RNA polymerase II-specific. The record is from RefSeq and is a predicted model, not a curated record. Gene Ontology annotation, biological process: neuron differentiation; regulation of transcription by RNA polymerase II. NCBI's taxonomy places the organism in Eukaryota, Metazoa, Arthropoda, Insecta, Diptera, Sciaridae. Gene Ontology annotation, cellular component: nucleus.
CAAUACGAUGUGAUUAUGAUCGGAUUGUUUUGAUCUGAUAGUUUUGUGCAUCGAUCGUCUGAGAUCUUUGAUUUUGUUUAACCUUAUACGGACGGCUAUAAUCAUUUGUUAUCGAAAACCACGGCAAAAAUAAAUAAUGAACACUGGCUACAAUCGUCUUAUAUAGCAGAAUGCAAGUUAAACCACAUAAAGUGUAAGAUUUUAUUUGAAUCGAUUUUGAAAAAACUAAGAACAAAUCAAAUAACCGACAGAUUCCACAAGUAUCGUAAUGAUAUGCUUGCCGCCUAUGAGAGGUUAAAAUAAAACUUAACGAUUGAUAGCAUAAAUUAAGUGAUUGUGUGCAACAAUUAGAGUUAAGUAUUAUAUAUCACGAGUGGCUGUGCUACAAAUUGAAUAUGUAUCGAAUCCAUUUAGUAUAAAUAUCGAAAGUGAAUUUUCGAUUAAAAACAUUUUGUCGUGCAUAAAUUUAUCGAUUAACUUGCUCACUUUUAUUUAAAAGAAAAAAUACGUUUCCGAUAUAUUAAGGCUGUCAUUCAGUCAGACAGAAAAUUUAUAGAGCGGAUUACUGGUGGAUUAAGAGAUCAGUUUUUGAAUUGGUUUAUUAUUAUGGUGUAUUGUAAUGGUCUAAAAAAACAUGUUUGGAUUAGACAAGUGGAAUAGCUUGAGACAAGAUUAUUAGGCUUACAUAUCAAGAUUUGUGUAUCGUGAUCCGUUUCGUGCACUCGUCCGAGAAAAUUGUAUUUACUGUUUGAAUGUUAAAAAUGUAAACUGACAUUGAUGUUCAUGUGCGAUAAGGAAAACAUAUUCAUAUCGGAUAACCUAAAUAAAGGAAUGAAGACGGAGCUCCGCCAAUGUACAUCAUGUGGGGAACCAAUAUCCGAUCGUUAUUUUCUCGAAGUUGGUGGAUGCUCUUGGCAUGGAAGUUGCCUCAGAUGCUGCAUAUGCCUGACACCAUUAGACAGACAACCAUCAUGCUUUCUUAGGGAACGUCAAGUUUAUUGUAAAGCCGAUUAUGCAAAAAAUUUCGGUGCAAAGUGUUCUAAGUGCACUCGUGGAAUAUCGUCAUCCGAUUGGGUGAGACGUGCCCGUGAAUUGGUAUUCCAUUUAGCCUGUUUCGCGUGUGACUCAUGUGGUAGACAGUUGUCAACUGGCGAACAAUUUGCGUUACUGGACGAUCGUGUUUUAUGUAAAGCACAUUAUUUAGAAACGAUUGAAGGCGGUACAACAUCCAGUGAUGAUGGUUGCGACGUCGAUGGGUACCAUAAAAGUAAAGCGAAACGAGUUAGAACAACAUUUACCGAAGAACAAUUACAGGUACUACAAGCAAAUUUUCAAAUAGAUAGUAAUCCAGACGGCCAAGAUUUGGAAAGGAUCGCCUCUGUUACAGGCUUAAGUAAACGUGUGACCCAAGUGUGGUUUCAAAAUUCACGAGCACGCCAAAAAAAGCACAUCCAUGCUGGAAAAAAUAAAAUUCCGCGAGAUGCCGAUGGAAAUUCCUACAGUCGACAUAUUAAUCUACAGUUAACGUAUUCGUUUCAAAAUAACUCACACAAUUCGAUACAUCUCAACAAUAAUAAUAACAACAACAACAAUAAUAAUAGUUCAAAAUCAUCGUUAUAUCAUGCAACUCAUGGAAAUUUUGAAUCAUCUUUAGAUGAACUAUCGCAAGACUCUAGUAUCCAUUGUAUGCAGAGCGAAGUGUAGCUAAAAAAUCGACAACGGCUACAUUAAUAAGCGAUGAAAUCUGGCCUGUGGUUUGUUACAGCAAAAUUCAUGUUAAAACUAACAAAGUUAAUCACAUUCUUUGACGGACGGCUGUAUCAUCUGUUAUCAAAAAAGACGACUAAGUUGAAUAAUGAGCUAUAGCUAAUGUCGUCGUCUCAUUGUGCAAAAUGUAGUGAAUAACAGAUUCGAAAAUAAUCCCAAUGAUAUAGUGGACGUCUGUGAAAGGUUAAACAAAAUAUAAAAGUGAGCAAAUCGCAUUGUGCUUGCCGUUCCUGAAAGGAAAGUAGGUAAAUAAAUCGGACUCAAAUUUUGUUUUAGAUAUGAAAAUCUUCAAGUGACUUUGCAUUUAGAGCUUAAACCAUCGCUAGAUAUAAAUAUUUUGCUUUUCGGUAUUUUGUCUUUGUAUCACCGAUGGCUGGCUAAAAGCUACUAGUGAAUUUAAACUUUCAGAAACGGUUAAUCAUCUACAGCAAUAACAAAAAUGAGCGGAUGUCCUACAACUAAUACGACCUUAUGUCUUAUUGUAGUAAAAUGAAGUAACAGAUUUAGUGAUUGUACCGCGAUAUGCUUACUGUUUCUAUAAGGGUAACGUACCAAAUAUGGAACCAAGUCAAAAUUUCUCCAGUAAAAAAAGUUAACGAUUAUUUGAUUCUAAGUCCCAUUAUGGUCAGAUCAUUUUUGAAACAUUCAUAAUCUAGCCAAGUCUGUUGUUUACAGUAUUAUUACGGAAAGCACUGCAUUACGUACACCAAAACGAUUGUAUAAAGUUAAUUUAUUUAUUUUAAUUUAUUUAAAAAAUAUCUCACGUAACAUGGUCACUCUUAAAUUCUAUGUGAGUAAUUGUGCUCGACAUUGUGUAAAUAAAUAUUUAUGAAAAAUUAACACGCACAAAAAUAAGGAUGAUUUCAGUUUUUUCUUUCAGUUAAUUGUACCUUAAGUGUAAGUCCUUUAAAUUAACACUCAUCAGAUGUCAGUUUUGUCGUUCAAUGGUUGUUUUUAAUGAGAAUAAAAAGAUAAUGUGCGAACUACAUAAAAGUCUAUUAUGUAAAUUAUUUUUUAAGGAAA